AUGGCCGAGCUCCACCGACGGCGGUGCUCGUCGACAUGUCAUCUGCUGGCGACGGUCGUCGUCGUCGUUCACCUCUGUUGCUCUCACACCACCCGAACCCAAGGUCUCGAGAACCCCAUUGCCACCGUCCCAUCCUCUGUUUCCCGCUGGCUGAUUAGACCCCCUAUGAGAAAUUUCACCUUCACCGACGGGUCGCAGGUGAGACCGAUCCUCCUCCGGCAGAACAGAGCAGGGCUUGGAGUCAGCUACGCCUGUGGCUUCUACUGCCGCGGAGAUUGCGCCUCCUUCAUCUUCGCCAUCUACAUCAUCCACUCAAACAGCGCCGGCGAAAUCGUCCUCCCGGCGAGCGGGUUCCCGCAGGUUGUGUGGGCCGCCAACAAGGCCCGUCCGGUUACGGAGAACGCGACCCUGGAGCUGGCCUCCGACGGAGACCUGGUCCUCACGGACGCCUAUGGGACCAGGGUAUGGUCAUCCGGCACCUCCGGCAAGUCCGUCGCCGGCAUGAACAUCACGGAAUCCGGGAACCUGGUUCUCUUCGGCGGCGUCAACAACCAGACCAUAUGGGACUCCUUCUCCAGUCCGACCGACUCCCUCGUCCCCGGACAGAAGCUGCAGGUGGGUCAGGCCCUCACGGCCAACGACUCCACCGCCAAUUCCAUAGAUGGCCUCUACUUCCUCUUUGCCAACUCCACGGGGCUGAUCGCCUUCGUCGGAUCCAACCCACCCGAGAGAUACGCUUCCUACACACCGCCGACCAGCGCCCAGGGAACGACGAUAGGGUUCUUCGAGUUCAGGAACGGAAGCCUCUUCACGAACACUUCCGACCAGUACCUUCCACCUUCCCAGUACCUGCGGCUGGAGUCGGACGGGAGCCUCGUAGUGUACGAGUGGAGAUCAGAGGGAUGGGUCGCCGGAAGGGAUCUCCUCAAUGAUCGUGGGACUUCCUGUUUCUAUCCGACGGUGUGCGGUAGGUACGCGAUUUGCUCCGGCAACAACCAGUGCAGCUGUCCCCAGUGGGACGCCGGCGGAAAUGACUUUUUCCUGCCCAUCGACGACCGGAACCUUGGAUCGGGAUGCAGGGAGGUGACGCCUCUGUCGUGCGAAGCUCCGCAAAAUCACAGUGUGCUGCGUCUGAACGAUGUAUCUUAUUUCACAUACGACCAGAAGCCUGCCGACAUCUCCGACAUAGAUCCUGUGGAAUGCAGCGCCGCCUGCUCGCGGAACUGUUCGUGCAGGGCGGCCUUCUUCAGGUACGGGACCAACGCUUCCGCAGGGAGCUGCUUCCUGACCUCUGAGGUCUUAUCGUUGAAGAACCACCAGCCCGAAGUGGCCCAUUACAAUUCCACCGCCUUCAUCAAGGUUCAGAUCCCCACCGACGAAGGGGUAUCCUGGGUAGCAAUUGGUGUCAUCUCUGUGGGAUGCUUUAUUGGGCUGCGUUUACUGCUCGUUGUCAGCUUCUGUGCUUUCGUCAUGAGGAAGACGGCUGCUGCGUUGAAGAGGGAGAAGGAAAGGAUGGCAGGUGAGGAUGAGGAGGCUGAUGAUGAUCUCGAACACAUUUCGGGGAUGCCGAGGAAGUUUUCUCUGGAAGAAUUGAGAGCUGUGACUAAUGCCUUCUCCGAGAGGGUCGGGCGGGGCGGCUUCGGCUCCGUCUACGCGGGAAGAGUAGACGGCAACCCAGUAGCCGUGAAGCACCUUGAUGGCGUUGGUCAGGGAAGAAAGGAGUUCCUGGCGGAGGUGCAGACCAUCGGGAAAAUCCACCACUUCAACCUGGUGAAGCUUGUCGGAUACUGCGCCGAGAGAUCAUCCAAGCUUCUGGUCUACGAGUUCAUGCCCAACAGCUCGCUAGAUCGAUGGAUCUUCGACAGUGACCAGAGGAGAGCUUCUCUGUGUUGGGAGAGCAGGCGUAAGAUAGUCCUGGGCAUAGCCAAGGCGCUCGCCUACCUCCACCAGGAGUGCGCGCAGAGGAUUGUCCACCUGGACAUCAAGCCCCAGAACAUCCUCCUUGACGAAAGGUUUGAGGCCAAGGUCUCUGAUUUCGGCAUGGCGAAACUAAUCGACAGGGACCAGACUCACGUGGAGACGAUGAUGAGGGGAACCAUAGGGUACCUAGCUCCCGAGUGGCUGAGUUCCAUGAUCACCGAGAUGGCCGACGUCUACAGCUUUGGGGUGGUAGUCCUGGAGGUCGUCACCGGGAGGAAGAACCUGGAUCGAUCUUUACCAGAAGAGGACGCCUUGUUGGUUGAGGUGACGAGGAGGAAGGCACAGAAUGGCGACCUACGAGAUCUGAUCGACAAGAGCAUCGAGAUCACAGGGGAAGGGCACGCUGAGGAAGCGACGAGGAUGGUGCAGUUAGCUAUGUGGUGCUUACAGCACGAUCACAGGAGGCGACCUUCCAUGUCGACCGUGGUGAAGGUACUGGAAGGGGCCGUGGCUGUGGAAACCGACCUGGAAGAUGGCUCCUGGGGUUCGGCUGGCAUCGACUUCAGCGGCAUUGAAGCCAGUGGUUCCGCUUCCUCGAUGGUUUCCAUGAUGUCAAGGACCAGAUGA
This is a messenger RNA of Spirodela intermedia, 2547 nucleotides long. The record is from the annotation of a GenBank genome assembly. NCBI's taxonomy places the organism in Eukaryota, Viridiplantae, Streptophyta, Magnoliopsida, Alismatales, Araceae.